UACAGACUAACGAUUCUUGCAUGCGGUAUAUGCGAACUUUCGCAUGUAAACCGACCAGUUGCAGUUGUUUCUGUCUAAAACGCGGGCAAAAAUCAGGUCUGUAUAACUGAAAAACAUUCGUGAAUUUUUAGGCGAGAUACAUAUGGGCAUACAAGGAUAAUAAAAUAUCUAUCGAAAAUUUGACGAAUAGAUGUCUGUUCUGUGAUUAACGUAUGAAUUUAUUUUAAAAUCCAAAGAGAAACAUAGAAGAAGAAAGUGAUUGGCAAUGUUUGGAUUUUGUUUUCUGUUUCUUUCACUGCCGUUGUCGUGGUCGUCACUUCUGCGUGAUGUGGAGCUACAACACCACGUCCUGAAGACCACCCGUCAGUCGUCACGGAUGGAUUGUUCUGCGGCCUGUCUCACAGACAUGUGCUGUGCGUCUUUUAACUUCUUUCAACCCACUCUGGAGUGUCAGCUCAACUCCAAAACUAAAGAUGAAAGUCCAAACGACUUCGCUAAAAAGAAAGGAUCAUUUUACAGAAACAAGGCUACCAUACCAGUGUCAUUAGCUGGUGUUUGUGGUAUGAACAAAUGUCUUUCUUGUGGAACGUGCAUUCAGUCUGGAAACCGAACAAAAGAAUGUACUACAGAGUCACCUUGUUAUUGGCUAUCAGGUCCAGGUUCAUUUGUGAGGCAUAACUGUGAUGAUGUCAUGGAAAAUUAUCCGUGUACGGGCAUUUACACACUGACAGCACCGGAGGUGACCAAUGUGGCUGUCUUUUGCGAUAUGACAACCCUUCCAGGUGGCUGGCUGGUGUUUCAGAGAAGAAGGGACGGAUCUGAAGAGUUCUAUAGGACUUGGAAUCAAUACAAAGACGGAUUUGGUGGCGUAGACACAGAAUUCUGGCUUGGAAACGAGAUAAUCCACCAGAUAACGAGCCGGGCGGUUUACGAACUGCGGAUUGAGUUGGAGGAUUUUGAAGGCAACAUGCGCUAUGCGAUGUACUCUCCGUUUUCAUUGGGUAGCGAGGCGGAGAACUACACUCUUCACAUUGGCUCUUACAGCGGAGAUGCAGGCGAUGCGCUGGGCGAGUUCAACAGUUACCCCUUCACUACCAGAGAUGUGGACUUGGACAGUUGGUCCGGCAACUGUGCGGAGACAUUUCACGGAGCUUGGUGGUAUAAACACUGUCACUCGUGCAACCUAAACGGCUUGUACCUCGGUGGCCCUACUGACAUAGUCCGUGGAAAGGUCAAUAUUAUUCGCUGAAGAGAAGUGAGAUGAAAAUAAGACCUGUCCUUGUUUGACGUCUUUCUUUGAUGGAUUUCAUGAAGACUUUUGUGAUAUUUAUGACAAAUGAAAAUAAGUCUCGUUUUUGCUUGUCAGUCUUGUAUUGGUGGUUUUGAUUAGGACAUUUGUGAUAUUUAUGAUAAAUCAAAAUAAGCCCUGUCCUUGUUUCACAGCCUUUCAUAGAAGGGUUUCAAAACACUAUUGUAAUAUUUAUGACAAAUCAAAAUAAGACCUGUUGUGACGGUACAUGCUCUUAAUUUCUUUUCGCCUGUGGCGAUAUUAAUUGUUUUAGAGGGACGUGUGCAGUUCCAAUAUGCACUUAGCCCAGGUGGGC
Gigantopelta aegis is the source of this 1604-nucleotide messenger RNA. RefSeq names its product ficolin-3-like. Lineage: Eukaryota; Metazoa; Mollusca; Gastropoda; Neomphalida; Peltospiridae. The transcript has 6 exons. The record is from RefSeq and is a predicted model, not a curated record. Bases 266 to 1249 code for a protein of 327 amino acids.